Schistosoma margrebowiei is the source of this 1838-nucleotide messenger RNA. The record is from the annotation of a GenBank genome assembly. Lineage: Eukaryota; Metazoa; Platyhelminthes; Trematoda; Strigeidida; Schistosomatidae.
AUGAUAAAGACAUUUUUGAAAAUGGGAUUCAUAUUCAUACAUCUUUUUAAAAAAAUAAUUAAGGUAACAUGAAACCACAAUAAAAAGAAUAUUUUGUAAGCUAAUUAUCAAUCUAUGAAGAAUACAGUGCAUAAAUAAAUUUUUUUUUCAUUCAAAUAUUACACAAUAAUUGAAUUGAUUUCAAAUUUACCACCAUCACAACAACAACCACCACUAUCGCCACCACCACCACCACCAACAACAACAACAACGACAACAACAAAACAAAGUAAAAGAAUAAUGAAUACAUCAUCAGGGAUACAUUAUUUAAAAAAUGGCAAUAAUUUUUUAAAUUCUAUUUAUGAUUCAACAAAUAAUUCUUUCAUUCAUUCAGAUCAAACAAUCAUUAAUUCUUAUAUGAAAUCAAAUCGUCCUUCAAAAUCUCUUCAUCAUUUUUAUGAUUUUCAUGAAUUUAAUAAACCUAAAGAAUAUUUUAAUGUUUCUAAUAAUUAUCUAUUAUAUAAUAAUAAUAAUAAUAAUAAUCAUUCAUUUGAACAUAGAAAUUCUUUAACAUCUAUGGUUAAAAAUGUAAUCAUGAAUGUACCAAAUGAUAAUUUAUGCAUUUUAACAAACAAUCAUGAUAAUCAAUUAAAAAAUAAUAUUAAUAAAUGGGAAAUGGAUUAUUAUUAUAAUUUAAAGGAUCAUCAGAAUAAAACUAAUUCAAUAUAUAAAACAACAACAACAAUAACAAAUGAUCAUAUCGGUCAAUCUAGAAGAAAGUCAAGGAAACCUUAUUCAAGAAAUCAAAUCAUGAUAUUAGAAAAAGAAUAUGCAUUAAUGCCAUAUGUUACUCGUCAAAGAAGAUGGGAAAUUUCCAAUAAGUUACAAUUAAGUGAAAGACAAAUGGGCUCUCACAAUCUCAAUCUGACACCAUGACAGUCAUCAACUACAUAUGAAAUUAAACGUCACUACUUAUACAACAGAAAAUACUGUAAAAGUAUGGUUUCAAAAUCGUAGAAUGAAAACAAAGAAAUCAAAAACUCUAUCAUAUUCCAACAAUGAAAGGAUUUUACAACAAAAUGAUGAUAAUAGUAAAAUUAAUUUUAGUGAACUACAAUAUUCAACUUUAUUUGAUAAACAAAAAUUUAUCAAAACAACUAAUCAAUGGAAUGAUAAUAUUUCUACAAAUUCUGUUACAUCAUGUAUCCUUGAUUAUGAUUCUUUUGUUAAUAUUAAUUAAAAAUAUAAUUGAAUCUAAUAAUAACAAAUCACAUUCAAAAUUAUUAUUGUUCCCCAUAGUGAUUAUGAUAAAUACACCAAGAUCAUCAUGUUGAUUAAUGUUGAAAUUAGUGAAUAUUAACAAACUAAAAAGAUAAAUAGUCCAAUAAACCAUUGAAUAUUUAAUUCGAAAAAUUACUCAACUUUAAAAUUUCAAUUUAAUUUUUUUUACAUUCUUGUAAUUACGCAAUAAAUAACAAAAUACUUUAGUCUCUUGAUACAAUACAACAAUGAAAACACGAAUAGAUUAUAAAAUUGUACAUUAUUGUUCAUUAAUUGUAAUGAUAAUAGUAUUUUAAAAGAAAACAUAACAAGAAUGAAAUUUUUCCAUGGAAAUUCAAAGUGUUAUCAUUAAAGUGAAGUCACUAUGUCUGUUCAACUAUUAGAGUUCAAAUUACUUGUCUAUUGUAAUGUAAAAGAAAACAUCUGAGAUCCAUAGGAAUUCAUUACUGACCAAAUAUUUUAGAUGAUGAAUUCUCUAAAUAUAUAAUAACAAUAGUAUUAUUAUUAUUAUUAACCAGUUGAUAGUAUUGAUUGUGUACUAAACAGUUCUCAAUUUCUAAGUGAGAAACAAUGUUGCU